Messenger RNA from Trichechus manatus latirostris (Florida manatee), 474 nucleotides. Its product is annotated as lymphocyte antigen 6F. The transcript is spliced from 4 exons. NCBI's taxonomy places the organism in Eukaryota, Metazoa, Chordata, Mammalia, Sirenia, Trichechidae. The coding region runs from base 1 to 474 and encodes 157 amino acids. The record is from RefSeq and is a predicted model, not a curated record. Gene Ontology annotation, cellular component: plasma membrane.
AUGGCGGACGAGCCGCACGUUCACGCGAGAGGCGUUCUGGGCUUGCAUAAGCGCCUGCUGAGGCUGAGCCCAGCUGCCCUCAUCAUGAAUGCUCUCGUCCUGGUCGUGGUCCUGGUCCUGUGGUCACCCCUGGUGUGUGUAGAGACCGCCGAGCGUCUGAAAUGCUACCAGUGCCUCAAGGCCAGCAACAACACGGACUGCAAGCCGGCCACGUGCAGCGCUCGAGAGAUCAUGUGCCUUUCCUUCCAGGUCGACGUCAGAAUCGGCCCCACAGACACGACGGAGAUCACCAAGAAGUGCGUGUCCGCGUGUGACAUGGCGUCCCUGCCCGCCCUGAGCAGCCACCCCCUGGACUUGGUCGUCAGCAUCAAGGCCAAGUGCUGCAUCACCAGCCUGUGCAACAGGGCCGCCUCGGCCGGCGGCGGGGGGCUCCUGCUCGGCCUGGGGCUCCGCCUCCUCCAGGCCCUGCAGUGA